CUUCCAUUAUAAAUAAAGCAGUAACAUGAACAGACUCUCAACUUCGGAAAAUACUUUUACUUGCCGCCACAGGAGACAUGUUGCCUGGUAAUGUCAUGGAGAUCAUGGCCUCCCCGUCGUCCCUCUUCUCGGCCUACGCCUCCUUCAGCGGGUCCAUGAUGCUCGUUCGCACCAUGGUCAACGAUAUCAUUCCCCGUCCGGUCCAGGCCUACCUCUGGCAGGCCAUCCGCCGUCUCUUCAAGGCCAAUCCCCCUGUCCAGGAGCACCUGACACUCGUGGUGGAGGAAUACUUCCAUGGCCAGAAUGAGAUAUUCGAUGCUGCUGAGAUCUACCUCAGGUCCAAGAUUGAUGCCAACACCGACCGCCUCAAGAUCUCCAAGAGCUCCGAUGAGGGCGUCCUGGUCAGCUUCGCAAAGGACGAGACCAUACUUGACACCUUCGACGGGGUCGAGCUCGAGUGGAAGUUCGUCACUGUCACCACCCCCCACCAGCGCCGCGGGUCCUAUGACGAAGGGGAGGAAUCUCAGGAACAGUACUUCGAGCUGAGCUUCGAUAAGAAGCACAAGGACAAGAUUAUCGGGUCGUAUGUGCCUUUUGUGAUCGAGAAGUCGAGCGAAAUAAAAGGCAAAGAGAAGAUCUUGAAGAUGUUCACAUGUGGGGGUUACGGCCGCUCUUGGAGUUCGGUUGAUCUCCAACACCCUUCAACCUUUGACACUCUGGCCAUGGAGCCGGAGCAGAAGAAGGCUGUCAUGAACGAUCUAGACAGGUUCUUGGGUCGGAGAGAGUUCUACAAGCGUGUCGGGCGGGCCUGGAAGCGAGGGUACUUGUUGUACGGCCCACCUGGAACGGGCAAGUCGAGUCUAGUGGCUGCUAUGGCGAACUACCUCAAGUUCAACGUGUAUGAUCUCCAGCUAUCAAACAUAAGGAGCGACUCGCAGUUAAGGGAACUGCUGCUUGAAACCGGGAACAGUUCGAUCCUUGUGAUCGAGGACAUCGACUGCAGCAUCGACCUUCCGGAGCGAUCAGCGCCCACUCAGAAGGAUCCCAGGUCUGAGCUGACAUUAUCAGGGCUUUUGAAUUUCAUCGAUGGGUUGUGGUCAAGCUGCGGAGACGAGAGGAUAAUAGUAUUCACAACAAACCACGUAGAGAAGCUCGACCCAGCCCUGCUUCGACCGGGCCGCAUGGACAUGCACAUCCACAUGUCCUACUGCAUGUACCACAGCUUCAAGCUCUUGGCAGCAAACUACCUCGGGAUCCCCGAUACCGAUGACGAGAACCAUUGCCAUCGGCGUGUCUUCACAGAGAUCAAGAGCCUAUUGGCAAAGACCCAGGUGACCCCAGCAGAGGUUGCGGAGGAGCUCAUGAAGAGUGAGGACCCUCAUGUUGCCCUCGAUGGGCUUGUGAAGCUGCUCAAGCAGAAGAAAAGGGAAACGCCAACGGAUGGGAAAUUGGAGACUGUUGAAGAGAUUGAGGACCAACUAAAAGAAAAGCUGAAAAUUGAAUAACAAAAUAGUAUCUUUUCUAUUUUUUCCCUUCUUUUUAUGAAGUGUUUCAUCUUAUUGGUUGAGACUAGUCAAUACACAUGUCAUGAAGUAUUUUAACGUAUAUAUAGAGAAUUUAGUGUAA
Molecule: messenger RNA, 1626 nt
Organism: Punica granatum (pomegranate)
Lineage: Eukaryota; Viridiplantae; Streptophyta; Magnoliopsida; Myrtales; Lythraceae
Source: RefSeq, a predicted model, not a curated record